AUGGAUGCCACCCUGUCCAUUGUGUGGCUGGGCUUGCACCUGCUGGAAACCACCACCCUGGCCAUUGGGUUGCUGCUGGUGUUGCAGCUGCUGGGUUCCACCCUGCCCAUUGAGUGGCUGCUGGGCUUGCACCUGUUGGAAACCACCACCCUGACCAUUGAGUGGCUGGUGGGUUUGCCACUGCUGGAUUCCACCCUGUCCAUUGGGUGGCUGCUGGGUUUGCACCUGCUGGGUUCCACCCUGUCCAUUGGGGUUUGGUUGGUGCUGGAUUUGCCCUUGCUGGCUUCCACCUUGCCAAUUCAAUGGCUGCUGGAUUUGCCCGUGCUGGACUCCACCCUGCCCAUUGGGUGGUUGCUGGAGUCCCUGGCCAGUGGCUUGCUGGUGUGGCUGCUCAUGGUGGGCUGGUUGCCACUGCUGGCCUCCACCCUGACCAUUGGGUGGCUGCUGCAUUUGUCCCUGCUGGCCUCCACCCUGGCCAUUUGGUGGUUGAUGGAUUUGCUGGAAGCCAAAUGGUUGCUGGACUUGCCACUGCUGGGCCCCACCUGGUGUUUGCUGGGUUUGCCCCUGCUGCACCCCACCCUGCCCACUGGGUGUUUGCUG
Messenger RNA from Durusdinium trenchii, 600 nucleotides. The record is from the annotation of a GenBank genome assembly. Lineage: Eukaryota; Dinophyceae; Suessiales; Symbiodiniaceae.